GUCACGACAGAGGCGUCUCUGCGCGGUCACACAUGUCGCAUCUGUUCACAGUCGUGUUUCGCGGCGCUGGCGACGACCCUGGAGGCGCUGCUGCUGAUAGGCCUGUCCUCGCACAUCAGCAAGCUGAUGCUCAUCUACACCGAGCUCAUGCGUGUCGGCAAUCUCAACUACGCUGUCAUCAGCGUCACCACUGGAGCCCCCGUAUUGGCCGUGCUCUGCUCACACCUCGCGUAUCUGUCGGCCGAGUGGCCGGUGCGCCACUGGUGGCUGGAGCUGGGCUCGCCCUUCUUCUACAUGUUCGUGGCCUCGGCCGCGCUGCUCUUCGUGCUGUUCGUGCUGCUGUCGUGCUCCGUGACGCGGCGCUUGUCUGCGCUGCGCGCCGCCAAGCUCUCCGCCAGCGAGGCUGCAGGCCUGGACAGCAGGUCGGGGUUGGUGUGCCGCGCGUCCACGCUGUUCGUGGCGUCGGCUGCAAUGCAGGCGUCGAGCCUCGCAUUCGUGAACUUACCGGAGGAGGGCGGGGCGGCGGGCCCGGGGGCGGGCCCCAUCGCCUUUGGGUCCUCCGCGGCCGUGCUCGGCGUCCUCAUCGUCUUCUGCUACGCCGUGCGGCCCGAGGCGCCCUGCGGCCCGGUGCGCUCGCCGCCUCACCGCGGCAAGGCCAAGGAGGCCACAAAGGAGGACAACGAUGGCUCGCUCACGUUCUUCACCAAGCAGGAUGCCAACGCGGAGAGCGAGGGUGGCGCCCCUCUAGACCUGAUCCGCAAGGGCGGCGCCCCUCACUCGCUGCAGCAGGCGGAGAGCGUCGGGGCGGUGCACACCGCGGUGUGGGGGCCGUACGAGGGCGCGUACUGCAUGCCGGAGGGUGUCGCCACCCGCGUCUGCGUCGAGCUCAUCGCUGGGCUGCCUACUCUAACGACGGUUGCACUGCCCCUAGGCGACGAGGUGUUCGCCGGGGGGAUGCCCGCCGUGAUGCGCUGCAACCUAGAGUCGGGCGCGAUGUUGUCUGGCGCGGGCGGGGCCAUUGGUGCCGUAGGUGCCAUAGGCGCCAUAGGCCCGCUCCCGUGCGCCGCCGUGGGCUCCACUGUCGCCCCGGGGCCCAGCCCGGACGGCGCCACCUACACCACCACGAGUUUUGUCAUCGGCGACCCGGGACCGAUCGCAAUGCCGCCCGUCACCACCGUUCCCGUCAUCACGGUCACGAGGACCGACCAGGAGCAGGCACCGGUCCAGGACGCGGACAUGCUCAACCGGAUAUCGCAGGACCUCGACUACCUGCUCAAUCGCACUCCCCCGCCAGCUCAACCACAGGGGCCGCCACCGCCAACCGCCCCGGCCCUGCCGACCAUGCCGACCAUGCCAGUGUCCAUCCUGCGCCGGCGACCCAGCUGCACAAUGACCAUCCAGGAAGCCGUCCAGGAGGAGGACGAGGAGGAGGCUGAAGCUGAGGUUCAAGGAAAUCUUGUAGUAGCUUAGAACAAAUCCAAUUUUGUGAUAUUUUCAUGUUGUAUUGAGUCGCGUGGCGCGUUACAACACAAUGUGCUGUUAUCAAUGUAAAUGUAUUCAACGAAAAGACUGUACUGUGUUUUAAAUAAUA
Molecule: messenger RNA, 1591 nt
Organism: Frankliniella occidentalis (western flower thrips)
Lineage: Eukaryota; Metazoa; Arthropoda; Insecta; Thysanoptera; Thripidae
Exons: 5
Coding region: 127-1470 (447 amino acids)
Source: RefSeq, a predicted model, not a curated record